Rhagoletis zephyria (snowberry fruit fly) is the source of this 894-nucleotide messenger RNA. The record is from RefSeq and is a predicted model, not a curated record. Lineage: Eukaryota; Metazoa; Arthropoda; Insecta; Diptera; Tephritidae.
AUGCAAAAGUACGAAAAGUUGGACAAGAUCGGCGAGGGCACCUAUGGAACGGUGUUCAAGGGGAAGAACCGGGAGACGGGCGAAAUUGUCGCCCUGAAGCGAGUCAGACUGGAUGAUGACGAUGAGGGGGUGCCUUCUUCUGCACUUCGGGAAAUCUGUUUGCUAAAGGAACUGAAGCACAAGAACAUUGUCAGACUCUACGAUGUCCUGCAUAGUGACAAAAAGUUAACUCUGGUCUUUGAACACUGCGACCAAGAUUUGAAGAAAUAUUUUGACAGCCUCAACGGCGAAAUUGAUGCCGAUGUUGUGAAGAGCUUCAUGUUUCAGCUUUUGCGAGGACUUGAAUUUUGCCACAGUCACAAUGUUCUGCAUCGAGAUUUAAAACCUCAGAACUUGCUCAUCAACAACAACAAUGGUCAACUGAAGCUAGCCGACUUUGGCCUGGCUCGCGCUUUUGGCAUUCCUGUACGCUGCUUUUCUGCCGAAGUAGUGACCCUUUGGUACCGGCCACCCGAUGUCCUCUUCGGUGCCAAACUGUACACUACUUCAAUCGACUGCUGGUCAGCUGGCUGCAUCUUUGCCGAGUUGGCCAAUGCUGGGAGACCGCUCUUCCCAGGCGUCGACGUUGACGAUCAGCUGAAGCGCAUCUUUAAACUGCUCGGAACGCCCACCGAUGAUAGCUGGCCAGGCGUCUCUCAAUUGCCUGACUACAAAAUCUUCCCCUUUUAUCACCCGACGACAAACUUCAUGCAAGUAGUGCCAAAGCUGAAUCCCAAAGGACGCGACCUUCUGCAGAAGCUUCUGGUCUGCAAUCCGGCGCAGAGAAUGUCCGCCGGUGAGGCGAUGCUGCACCCUUACUUCUCCGACUUGUCUUCAUCAGUUCGAAGCGGUUAA